Messenger RNA from Aedes aegypti (yellow fever mosquito), 4491 nucleotides. RefSeq names its product RRP12-like protein. NCBI's taxonomy places the organism in Eukaryota, Metazoa, Arthropoda, Insecta, Diptera, Culicidae. Bases 131 to 4318 code for a protein of 1395 amino acids. The record is from RefSeq and is a predicted model, not a curated record. The transcript is spliced from 7 exons.
ACGUUUGUUUUGUUUCACUUUCGUUUCGGCAGCCAUCGAGUUCGUCGUGCGCCGCGUGUGUUAAUUUUGUGCGAAAAUUUUAAAAAGUUCGGAAAGUUUAGUGAGAAUACCGUUGUAAAGUGUCGCGAAAAUGAGCAAAUUCCGUUCGAAACUGAAGAAAAAAGUCGGGGGAAAGCGGUGGUCCCGCGGUCAAGCGUCCACUUCGAAUCCGGAAACUAAUAAACAUCGCGCAAAGGCCAAGAGCCGUUUCUUCCAGGCGAAUUUGAGUUUGGCUCCGGCAGCCCAGUCGGAUGGUUCCCCGGCCAGUAAACUCACCCUGGAAGCGGUGAUGAAACACGAAGCCAUUCAGUCAUAUAGUGGAGCAGGGAAGAAGGUUGAUCCGACGGUGAACGAUAUUGCGGCCAGCAUUCGGUCGUUUAGUAUGCAAGAUGGCCUUGAUGGAGAUGCAAUGACCGAGUCCCAGCUGGGGGGAGGGACGUUCAAGACGUUCCAAACGUUUGCGUCGAAUUUCAGCGCUUGUAGCAACAUGAGCUUCAAGAAGCUGCUGAGCAACUUCCGGGCGGAUUCGCAGGUGCAGAAGGAUAUGCUGGCCAUUUUGGCGGCGCUGACGGAGGUGAUUAAAGAGAAGGGCGGAUCUCAGAGCAGUACGGAGUACUUCCUGGCUCUAAUGGAAACGGUCGAUGCGACCAAAGAAGAGAACGACACAUUCGCGGCCGUUUCGCUGCUUUCGAUGGGAAUCAAGUCCGUUCCGGAGGCCGUCCUGAGGAAGAAGUUCUCCGAAACUGGACAGACACUGUUGAACCUGCUGCAGCGGUAUGCCGAUUCGGAUAAUCAGAACAUGCUUCGAAGCGUUAUCGGAUGUUUGUCGGUUCUGCUGAGGGCGCAGGAAUAUUCCCAGUGGAAGUUGUCCUCGACGGUGAAGUUCUUCGACGCUAUCUUGGCUUUUGUGAUUCAUGCCAAGCCCAAGGUUAGGAAGGCAGCUCAGCAUGCUGUCGUGGCGAUUAUUCAUGGGAGCUGCUUUAUGCUUCCACCGAAGAUGGAAGGCGAGCAGGACGAUAAGAUGGACGAUGGUGAACCUCCAAAGCCGCUGGUCAAGUGCCAUCCGGUCGGAGGACGAGUGGCAAAGUUCUGCGUUGGGCAGUUCAAGUCAGAAAACAUUGGGAACAAUCAGACACUGGUGCUGCACACCUUGGGAUUGCUACACAAUGCUCUGCCAGGAUUCUCCAAGGACGACAUCAAGUUGGUUGCGGAAAGCUUGUUGUCCAUCAUGACCGCUACGAAUGUAUUGAUUAGGACAAACUGUUUCCAAACGUUCCAUUCGUUGUUCUCGUCAAAGACCGAGAAUUUAACGCCGGUGCUUGCUGGCAAGCUAAUCGCAGCAUUGUACGAUUACCGUCCGGAUAAGUCAGAUUCCAAGCAGACGAUCGCCUGGUUGACUGUCCUCAAAGAGGGGCACCUAUUUUUGGGAAAAUACAAUCUGACCAUGUGCAGUAGCGCCCUCCCUCGAUUCGUCGAUGUUUGCACCCAGGACUUCUGGGGAUCGGACAAGAUGGAAGUGGUCUCUGCGGCUUCCAAUGCUCUUAAGGAUAUUCUCUACGAGUGCGUCCAACCUUGUUGCGAGGACGACGAAGUCGAAAAGCAUCGUGUUCCUAUUGAGAAGGUUCUCAAAUCUAUAAGCGAAGUCUUGACGUCUUCUCCAUUCGGUCAUGCCUCGAAUCAGGUACUCAUAAUUCUGGCUAUUGCAUUUGAUAUUGCUGGAAAACACUUCGGACCAGUUCUUGCACCUGCCCUGAAGACUCUCGGCAACCGUUAUGACCCUCAGUCAUCCACCAGAAUCCAGAUAGAACACGCCGUCCUCCAGGCAGUCGGAUCUAUGGACACCGGUCUUGUGCUAGAAUGCAUCCCCCUAGCCGAAGCGUCCGGCAAAAUCGAUCUCGAGCGGACUUGGGUUCUCCCACUGCUCCGAGAAGGCCUCAACCAGUCCCGUCUGGAGAUCUUCAACAACGUCAUCCUGAAACUAGCCUACCAGUGCUACGUUCUUUGGAACAAAUUCAAAGAAUCCGACAACAAACAGCAAGCCCACAUCUUCGAACUGCUCUGCUGUCAACUGUGGGGUCUCUUCCCCGGCUUCUGUCGUCGCCCUAAAGACAUUCAGAACUUCCGCCUCAUCGCCAAAACGUUGGGAACUGUGCUCAACGAAAAUCCGGACCUUCGAUCCCCCAUUCUGGACGGCCUCAAAGAGCUGAUCCCACACUUGGAAACCGAUUCCGACAAGGCCGAAGUCGGCAAGUACGCCAAGAACUUCCUGCCCCGUCUCUUCAAUAUCUACACGACCAAACCGAAGGGCAGCUACGAAAACGAAGUCCGCCAAGCGGCUUUCGAAACCAUCAAAGCCUUCCUCUCCGUAACUCCCCAAUCGGUACUGGAAGAAAUGCACACGGUCGCGCUCAACGAACUGACCACCAAGGCACCCGGAACGUUCAUCUACGAUAUGCUGUUCGACGUGGUUGAACAGCUUUCGCUGUACCAAUCGGCCGAGAAGCUGGACGACAUCUACCAGCGGUACAUUAGCGUCAUACUGAAGCGGGAUAAGUCGCAGGAAACGGUGGCCAAAACCAACGCGAAUGUGCGGCGCCAGAUGAAGAAGGCGUUCAAGCUGCUGAAGGAGGUUUUGGCCUCCGACAAUGCCGGCUGUGUGGAGUUUGUGGAGACGAAGCGCGGGAACAUUGAGAAGCUGCUGCUCGGAACGCUGCAUGCCACGUUCGACGGGAUUCAGGCUCCGCGGUUGGCCUGUCUCAAACUGCUCAUCGAGAAAAAUCCGGAGGUCAAGCUGACCAACAAGAUCAUAACACGAACCGUUCCGGAGGCGGUUGCUUCCUACUCGGUAGAAGCCGUCAAGCACGAAAACCUCUCAAACGAUUUGAUCGAACUGAUUGGCAAUAUGUUCAAUACCGAGGGCAAAAUCAAGGACUUUGAGAAUCUGAUCAUCGCCGGAUUGGUCGGCGAUACCACCCUCGUCACCAACACCAUUUGGGUGUUGAAGAACGUCCUGCAAACGUUCACCGGUGCGAUGACGGUGGACUCGCUGCGCUUCAUGUUGGAACAGGUGCUGACCAUCAUGGUGGGAAACAAUCGCUCUGAAGUGGAUGCCGCAAUCAACUUCCUGCUGCUGUACAUCAAGAUCCUACCGGUGCCGCUGGUCACCAAUGAUCUGCCGUUGAUUACCAAAGCCCUUUCUCAAAUGGUUCCGGAUACGAAGCGACACUGUCGGUUGCUGGUCGGAUACACGCUGAAGCGACUAUGCAAACGAUUCGGACCGGAGGAGAUCGUCAAGUUGGUGCCCGGAAACGACGAAGUCACGCACAAGCGGUUGAAGAAGAUUCGCAAGGAACUGGCCCGGGCCAAGCGGAACAAACUGGCCGAUCAGAAGAAGAACAAAAAGGGUGCUGUCGAGGAGGAGGACGAUGAUGAAGACGAAGACUUGGCGGGUCACUUGGAGAAGAAGAGUUUGACGAUCGACGAUAUUCUGGAGGACUCGGAGUCGGAUUCCGAUUCGGGCGUGGAGGACGAGAAGAGGGCCAAGAAAAAGAUGGACACCUACAUCAAGGAGUCGCCGGAGAGCAUCGUCGAUCUGGCGGAUUUGGAUGCGAUCAGCAAGAUUACAACAUCUCAACCGAUCGACCACUCACAGCCGGGGCCAUCGCAGCCUAGAAAGAAGAAGGAUGUCAACCGAGGAUUUGCGACAUCCUCGGACGGUCGGUUAAUCAUCGAGGACAUCGAGGAUUACUCCGACUCCGAUGAGGAUCCGGACGAGAACGUUGGCUACAAGGACAAAGCCAAGAAGCGAGUGUACGACGAAGAGGAAAGCGAUUCGGAUGCCGAGCGAGGAGAGGCAACCGGAGCGGAAGCAGAUGGACCUUCGUCUCGCAAGCGAAAGGCCAUGGAAGCGAUGAGUAUGCGGUCGGGUAUGAGUGCCAGCAGCAGUCGAUACGUGGCCGGUGGAAAGGGUAUCCAUCGACCGGUAGCCGCGUCGGUCAAGUCUGGCUACAGUAGCAAAUCGACCAAGUCCAACAAGAGCGCCAAGACUUAUGCCUCCACUGGAACCGAGUACAAAUCCAAGAAGGCACAGGGUGAUAUGCUGAAGAAGGGCAAACAUGAGCCGUAUGCUUAUGUGCCUCUGAGCAGGAACUCACUGAACAGACGAAAACGGGCGAAGAACGCCGGUCAGUUCAAGAGUAUUGUGAAAGGAGCCCGGAAGGGUGCGGCAGCAGGAGCAAAGAACCGAAUGGUGAGCAAAGCUGGUUCCAAGCGUAAGUAAGCACUGAAUAUGUAACGGUAUAAGGUAGGGAAUUUCUUUCUGCAAUCCUCAAACCACAUGUUGAUUCAAGUAACUGAAUUUUAUCGUUGCUAUCUACUAAUGGAGCAGAGUUUGGGUCUCAAUCAGAAGAGAAGAUGAUUCCGAGUGUAAAUAAACAGUUUCUAUAUUAUCUA